This is a messenger RNA of Cynocephalus volans (Philippine flying lemur), 2227 nucleotides long. RefSeq names its product ubiquitin conjugating enzyme E2 V1 (gene UBE2V1). Gene Ontology annotation, biological process: DNA damage tolerance; protein K63-linked ubiquitination. The record is from RefSeq and is a predicted model, not a curated record. The transcript has 4 exons. Bases 279 to 596 code for a protein of 105 amino acids. Gene Ontology annotation, cellular component: nucleus. NCBI's taxonomy places the organism in Eukaryota, Metazoa, Chordata, Mammalia, Dermoptera, Cynocephalidae.
UUGAGGAGCUUCCAUUCAAGUCAGGGAAAAGGCCACUAAAGGAGUAAAUAAUUAAGACGAUUUAAGAUAGCAGUAAGUGCUAUGAAAGAAAUUGUGUGAUGUGAUAAAGUGUCUGGAGAGAUGGUCAGGGAAGGCUUUUCUGAGAAGAUGGCAUUUGCACUGCGACAAAUAAUGGAGUAAAAGUCCCUCGCAAUUUUCGACUGUUGGAAGAACUCGAAGAAGGCCAGAAAGGAGUAGGAGAUGGCACAGUUAGCUGGGGUCUAGAAGAUGACGAAGACAUGACACUUACAAGAUGGACAGGGAUGAUAAUUGGGCCUCCAAGAACAAUUUAUGAAAACCGAAUAUACAGCCUUAAAAUAGAAUGUGGACCUAAAUACCCAGAAGCACCCCCCUUUGUAAGAUUUGUAACAAAAAUUAAUAUGAAUGGAGUUAAUAGUUCUAAUGGAGUGGUGGACCCAAGAGCCAUAUCAGUGCUAGCAAAAUGGCAGAAUUCAUAUAGCAUCAAAGUUGUCCUGCAAGAGCUUCGGCGCCUAAUGAUGUCUAAAGAAAAUAUGAAACUCCCUCAGCCACCUGAAGGACAGUGUUACAGCAAUUAAUCAAAAAGAAAAACCACAGGCCCUUCCCCUUCCCCCCAUUCGAUUUAAGCAGUCUUCAUUUUCCACAGUAGUAAAUUUUCUAGAUACAUCUUGUAGACCUCAAAGUACUGGAAAGGAAGUUCCCAUUCAAAGGCAAUUUAUCUUAAGAUACUGUAAAUGAUACUAAUUUUUUGUCCAUUUGAAAUAUAUGAGUUGUGCUAUAACAAAUCAUCCUGUCAAGUGUAACCACUGUCCAUGUAGUUGAACUUCUGGGAUCAAGAAAAUAUAUUUAAAUUGCUUCCCACCAUACCUGGUGGGGCACAUCUAACUCAACUGUGAAAAGACACAUCACACAUCACCUUGCUGCUGAUUACAUGGCCUGGGGUCUCUGCCUUCUCCCCCAUCCCUUUCCCCCACCUCCUGCCCUCCCUGCAACAGCCCUCCAGCUUGGGGUGGCUUGUUAGAAUAGAUGUGAAGGUUUCAGGUCGCAGCCUGUGGGACUACUGCUGGGUGUGGGGGUUGCUUUGGCUGCACCCCUGGUUUCUUUUUUUAAGUCUUAAAUAAUUCCCCUUCCAAGCCAUCAUCCUGUUCCCCCCUCUCCCUUACUCCCACCCUUGGCCGAAGCAUAGAUUGUAACCCCUCUGCUCCCCUCUGAAAUUGGCCUUUGGUGAGGAAUUCAGGGCUUUCCCCAUAUCUUCUCUCUCCUACCUUUAUCGAGGGGUGCUGCUUUUUCCUUCCUCCUCCUCAAGUCCCUUUUUGCACCAUCACCACUUUCCAGGACACUUUGCUUUGGCCAGAAGCCAUCAGAUAAUGUUGGAAAGAGUCUCUGACCUCCCUCCUUUAGUUUUGUAACCACAUUUGUUCACUCUCCACCAGCCUGGGAAAUGAAUACUGGGUCCUCAGCCCUGCCACCCUCUGCUGUCAUCGUCAGCUGAUGCGUUUUUUAGCUCAGGUUUUGAUAAGGUGAAAGGAACAGUCACCAGGGUUACUCAGACCUGCCAGCUGUCAGAGUCCUUCUUGAUUAAACUUGCAGAAAGGCCACAUGAAGACAAUUGUAAGCACACAUGAUCCCGCUGAAUAUAUAUUUUUUUUUUUUCUGUAAUUGCUUUUGCUUGUAAAAAUUGAAGAAGGUUGGAACAGGACUCAUUUGGUCAUCCUUGCAAUCCAUUUGGGUCUAGUUUGAAAUUUGACAACUGGAACAAAAGGAACCUUGAAUUCGGUGCAUACUUUGGUUUUGGUGCUGCUGCUUCUCACAAUCCUCAGCAGGGAUUAAGAAAGAACUUGGUGUGCACAACAGAUCCCCGAAACUGGCGGGCUUGACUUCCUGGCAUAUUGCUGCGUUUUUCCACUUUCUGUUCAGGACCACUAAAUGCUGAAAUGUGGAUGCAUACCGAAAUAAAAGCAAUUCAUUGUGUUCUAAAGUUUUUUUUUUAAACUUAGUAUUUGUGUAAAACUACCUUUUGAAGCAGCAACUAUCAAGUCUGAAAAGCAAUUGAUGUUUCCAUUAAUCUUUUUCUGGGGAAAACAUUAGUUCUAAGGAUUUAACAUCCUGUAAGUAAAGUUUAACAUAACAGUAUUCCAUAAGCAGCCUUUUUAUUGUCAGACCAUUGCCUGAUUUUAAUAUAAUAAAAAAAGUGUGCGUUAAUAUUUAA